Molecule: messenger RNA, 2385 nt
Organism: Fundulus heteroclitus (mummichog)
Lineage: Eukaryota; Metazoa; Chordata; Actinopteri; Cyprinodontiformes; Fundulidae
Gene: trmt1l
Product: tRNA methyltransferase 1-like
Exons: 16
Coding region: 66-2099 (677 amino acids)
Biological process (GO): tRNA N2-guanine methylation
Cellular component (GO): nucleus
Molecular function (GO): RNA binding
Source: RefSeq, a predicted model, not a curated record
CGUACGCGCAGCGCGUACGUACGUACGUACGUCAGAGUGCUUCCUGCUUGUUGCUGCAGUUGGAAAUGGCGGAGCUGAAAGAGGCGGGCGCUCCUCAGCAGCACCAGGAGGACGGAGGCGCUAAACGCGAUGGAGCCACAGGUGAGGAAGCUGCUGCAGGUGAGGUCCAAGCCGCCGAGCAGAGUGAAGCUGCGGCAGACAGCGACAACAAACCUUCAACCACAACCUCCGACAGACACAUCUCCAUCCAGACCAAACUGGAAGGCCUGGAGAUGCUGGUGGACCUUAAUGGUGCCGGGCGGAAGUCCUGCCCUCUGUGUCCCGAGGAGAAAUUUAAAGCUUGCUACAGCCACAAACUGCGCCGCCACCUGCAGAACCUCCACUGGAAGGUCUACGUGGAGUUUGAAGGCAGCAGGAUGUGCAUCUGCCACCUGUCCUGCAGAAACCUGAAGCCCAGCCAGAGUGGAGAUCAGGUGUCGGGGAGGCACAUGGCCCACUACCACUGUGUGGUCUGCUCCGUCACCAUCGCCAGAAAGACCGACAUGAUCAGCCACCUGAAACGCCACGUCAACAAAGGCGAGACGGAGGCCAGCUACUCCGGGAGCUCAGACGUCCAGUUCGAGGAGCCGGCGCCGUCGGGUCAGGCCUACGAGAUCAUGAAGGAGCUCGGAACCAACGUGCAGCUCCUCCCGAACCACACCACCCCGCAGAAGAGCGACACCUACUUCAACCGCAAGAUGAAGACCAACAGGCAGCUGGUGUUCUGCUCCCUCGCGGUUCUGGCCGAGGAGAGGAACCCGCUCGAGUGUCUGGAUGCUUUUGGAGCGACAGGCAUCAUGGGCCUGCAGUGGGCCAAACACCUGCGUACCGCCGUCAGAGUGACGAUAACCGACAUCAGCGACACGUGCAUCAAAAUGAUCAAAGAGAACUGCGAGCUGAACAACAUCCGCGUCGAUGGCGGCUCCCGAGGCCCGCGGGGGCCCGAGAAGGCGUGCGGUGAGGCGGAGGCGGCUCCCGUUGCUACGGUGGAGGUUGCCAAGAUGGACGCCAACGUCAUCAUGCAUCUGCGGCCGUUUGACUACAUCCACCUGGAUCCAUUCGGCACGGCCGUGAACUACCUGGACGCUGCCUUCAGAAAUAUCCGAAACCUGGGCAUCAUCUCUGUGACGUCGACGGACACGGGCUCGCUCUACGCCAAGUCGCCCAACGUCACGCAGCGUCACUACGGCUGCCACAUCGUGCGCACCGAGUACUACAAGGAGCUGGCUGCGCGCAUGGUUGUUGCCUCUGUGGCCAGAGCGGCGGCACGCUGUAACAAAGGGAUCGAGGUGCUGCUGGCGGUGGCGCUGGAGCACUUUGUGCUGGUGGUGGUGAGGGUCCUCAGGGGUCCGACUCAGGCAGACGAGUCGACCAAGAAGCUCCGCAAACUGAUCCACUGCCAGUGGUGCGAGGAGAGAGUCUUUCUGAAGCUGGGAAACAUGGCGGACGACACACUCCCCUGUAACUGUCAUGGAAGUCUGCCUGGAAAAACCGCAGUGCAGCUGGGACCUCUGUGGUCUGGUGCUCUGUUCAACACCGGCUUUCUGAGGAGGAUGCUCUCUGCAGCCGUGCAGCACAGCAUGGACGACAUCCAGCCGCUCGUCAAAACCCUGAUCUGCGAGUCCGAAUGCACCACCCUCAAGUCUUUGGUGCACGGGUCGUCAGCGCUCACCAACCAGGUGGAGUGUGGAGUCGUUAUCAAGACGUUACAGAGUGGAGAGGAUGGAGGUCCGGCUGAUCAGGCGGGGAAAAGGAAAAGCGGGGAGGAUUCUGGGAACGUUGUAAAAAAGCUAAAGGCCGACGCGUCUCUGGAACAUCCGCCCUUCUAUUACAGCAUCCACCGGCACAGCAUCCGAGGCAUGAACAUGCCCAAGCUGAACAAGUUCCUGCAGUACCUGACGGAGGCCGGCUUCAGGGUGAGCCGGACUCACUUCGACCCGACGGGCGUCCGGACCGACGCCACGCUGCAGCAGUUUAAAUCCGUCCUCACCAAGUACAGCGCGCCCACGUGCACCAACGCCGGCGCCGGCGCUCAGGCCAGCGCCGAGAAGACGGUCUGAGCGGAGAAAAGUCCGGAAACAUGGCAGCUCCUUCUCUCCCAACUCUGACUGCACUGAUGGACGUUUAGCAGAGUCAGCUUUUAUUAAACGGCUGAUUCUGCAACAGCACAACUGCGUUAAUCUGAUGUCGACCUAUUUAAUUUACCCUGAAAACUGUUUCUAAAAGUUUCUCCUUGUUCCUCAUUUUUAGAAGCAGAAUAAAAUCUCUAAAUGUUUUAUAGCGCCAUGUUUCAGUCAGUAUUCUUCAGAUCAAUGGUACCAAAUAAUAAAAUGUUUAACCUCCAGA